Messenger RNA from Guillardia theta CCMP2712, 1167 nucleotides. RefSeq lists its product as hypothetical. The annotation marks the transcript as partial. The transcript is spliced from 15 exons. NCBI's taxonomy places the organism in Eukaryota, Cryptophyceae, Pyrenomonadales, Geminigeraceae. The record is from RefSeq and is a predicted model, not a curated record.
AUGGAGAGUUUGCUGAGUUUGAUGGUAAGGAGUAAUCGUCGAGAGCUCAAUCGCCUGGGAUCAACGACCUGGUCUCUCAUCUGGAUUCUCACGGGGCUCUCCUACUGCAUCUACUGCUUCCACUACAUCUUCGUUGAAGAUGACGACGGAGAAGUCUUGAAGUUCCAGCAUGACUCGUUCGCGUCCGAGGCUGAGUUCAUCCUACCUGGCAUGUCGCAGGGUGACAGUCUAGAGGAGAGAUUGAAGCGAUGGCCGGAGGAGGCUGCGAGGACUUCAAAGAUUCUUCCUGCAAGGCAUGCCACUCUCCUCAGCAUCAACGGGGACGGCAACCUUCUGCUUCCUCCCCCGCAGAAUGUUCUGGACGGACUAGCAGACGGCGGGGUGGAGGGACAGGACAAGGAGGACGAGCACAGAGGUCAGGACCUCGUGCCUCGAGCAACUUUCGGGCUGGCGUCUGUGAUGAGUGGCAUUGUCGAUCGCCUUUUCCUCGUCACUCCUGCUACUGACCUUCGCGAGCUGCUUCUGAUGAAAGGCAAGGAUGUCACAUUCAAACACAUCGUCCGAACAGAGCCAGAGCAAGAAUCCUGCAACGCGUCCUUCUCCUCCUCCUCCUCCUCCUCCUUCUCCUCCUCCUCCUCCUUCAACUUGCUGGAGUUCAACUUCUCCUCCUCGUCGAGCCUCCACGUGAACGAGAGGGAGGAGGAGAGGGGAGAAUACAAGACCUUCGCUCUCACUGGAGACUUUGCCAUCCCCCUCGACGCUGACAAGCAGAAGCACCCGCUGGCAGGCAUCGACGUUGUGAGGAUCAACACCUCCGUCUCUCUCCUCCAGCAACGGUCCUCACCGCGCUCUGCUUCUUCGGCCUGCUGCAACGGCUGCAAGGUUGUCGAGCGAGCACUGGGAGGGAGGAGGAGGAUGACGCUGGGGCAGGUGAAGAGCGCGGGGGAGGGAGGGGAAGGAGUGCAGCGUCGAAGUUUCAGCUCGUGGAAAGGAGAGCUAGCGGACGCGGACAAUGAGAAGGAAGUGCUCUAUGACGCCAGACAGCUCAUCGACGCCAUGAUCCCUCUAGGGCCCUACGUCCUUGCUUUUGACCUCUCCUACUUCAGGAAGAGCAGGCAAGGAAGUGUGUACUUCCUCUUGCCAACGACGACAGCAUGCCAGCAGCAG